Molecule: messenger RNA, 611 nt
Organism: Racocetra persica
Lineage: Eukaryota; Fungi; Glomeromycota; Glomeromycetes; Diversisporales; Gigasporaceae
Source: the annotation of a GenBank genome assembly
UGGUGACUUUGGACUUAUCGGCCUUGCCGUUAUGGGCCAAAAUCUCAUUCUUAAUAUUAAUGACCACGGUUUCGUUGCAGUUGCCUAUAAUCGAACUGUAUCAAAGGUAGAUCGUUUCUUGGAGAAUGAAGCAAAAGGUACCAACAUUAUUGGUGCUCAUUCCAUUCAGGAUUUUGUACAUAAACUCAAAUGCCCACGCAAAAUCAUGCUUUUGGUCAAGGCUGGUCCUGCUGUUGAUGAUUUCAUUGGACAACUUCUCCCUUAUCUCGAUAAAGGCGAUAUAAGUAUCGAUGGUGGUAACUCUCAUUUCCCGGAUUCCAUCCGCAGGUGUAAAGAUUUGGAAGAAAAAGGUUUCCGAUUUAUUGGUUGUGGUGUCUCGGGUGGUGAGAGCGGUGCUCGUUACGGCCCUUCCCUUAUGCCUGGUGGUAGUACUUCUGCUUGGGAGCAUGUUCGCCCUAUUUUUCAGUCCAUUGCUGCUAAAGCUGACAACGAACCAUGCUGUGAUUGGGUCGGUGAGACUGGUGCAGGACAUUAUGUUAAAAUGGUUCACAAUGGCAUCGAAUAUGGUGAUAUGCAACUUAUUUGUGAGGCAUACCACUUAAUGAAAGAAG